Molecule: messenger RNA, 5839 nt
Organism: Girardinichthys multiradiatus
Lineage: Eukaryota; Metazoa; Chordata; Actinopteri; Cyprinodontiformes; Goodeidae
Product: zinc finger and BTB domain-containing protein 5
Exons: 4
Coding region: 489-2660 (723 amino acids)
Biological process (GO): regulation of transcription by RNA polymerase II
Cellular component (GO): nucleus
Molecular function (GO): protein binding; DNA-binding transcription factor activity, RNA polymerase II-specific; RNA polymerase II cis-regulatory region sequence-specific DNA binding
Source: RefSeq, a predicted model, not a curated record
CAUAGCGCCACCUUGUGAGUCUGGCUGGUAAAACCGUCUGAGUAAGGAAAUUGUUAGAAAUCAUUGUACACGCGUCUUUCCGCAGACAGGACCGACGCCUGUGAAGAUGUUUGAAUGCAGUCGGCCCGUGUAAGGCCGUGGCCUGCUGCUAGUGAGACUAUCCCUCUAGGUUUGGAACCAGUGGUCAACGCGACACCGCUCAGCCAGAUCACCCAGGGUAAAAAGCUGGGAGGAAGUGGACCACCACAAGGGGAACGUGUUGUUGGACGCAGCAGUGAAAAUGCUAGCUGGCGGUAGACCCAGUUGAGGGGACAUUUUGUUGGGUAGAGGUCUCGGCACAGAGUAUCGGGUCUUACCAGAGAACAGUAUGCUUCUGUUGCUAGCAGGCACUUUCCUGGGUUGUCGUUAGCUAGAUUUAGCCUCUUCAGCUCCAGGUCCGGACUUUUUUCUCCCCCUUGAGACCUGCAUUUUAAAGAGAACUCCCGGUAAUGGCCAUGGAUUUUCCCGGCCACUUUGAGCAGAUCUUUCAGCAGCUCAACUAUCAGCGCAUCCAUGGCCAGCUGUGCGACUGUGUCAUUGUGGUGGGCAGCCGGCACUUUAAGGCCCACCGCUCAGUGCUUGCGGCGUGCAGCACCCACUUUAGAGCUCUGUUUACAGUCGCAGAAGGGGAUGUCAGCAUGAACAUGAUCCAGCUGGACAGUGAGGUGGUGACAGCAGAAGCUUUCGCUGCUCUGGUGGACAUGAUGUACACGUCGACGCUGAUGCUGGGCGAGAGCAACGUCAUGGAUAUCCUUCUUGCUGCAUCGCAUCUGCACCUGAACAAUGUUGUGAAGGCCUGCAAACACUACCUGACCACGCGCACGCUGCCCCUCUCCCCCUCGUCAGACAGGCCCUCCCAUCACCACCCUCAGCAGGAGCAGCAGAGGCACAGGCAGCAGCAGCAGGUUGGGGAUUUAGGAGCUAAUGCUAACCUCACAGCUUCUGCUGCUACGUCCAAGCUGCAGCGCUCCUUCUUGCUGCAGCAGCUGGGACUCAGCUUGGUGAGUUCUGCAUUGGGAGGUAUGGAGGAAGAUGGGGUGGGCAGCAGAGUGGUCGAACAGAGAGCCUCCUUCCCAAUCCGGCGCUUUCACAAACGUAAACCCCCUCUGGGGCUGGGGCUUUCAGAGGAAAGACCCAGACAGAGGCAGCGGCUGUUGGGAGUGAGCCCGGGUAACGCAGAAAGAGAGGACGGAGCGCUUCUGUCACCAGAUUCCCACAGGAUGGGUGAUGAAUCCAAGUUAGAUGGUGCCAUCACGGGGUUAGUGUCGGCCCCUCAAGAUGACCCCCAAAUGCCAAGUCAGUCGGACAGCGGACAAUGUGAAGAGGCGAGCUUGGGGAGAAUGCAGGGAGGGUUGGGCAAGGAAGAGGACAACAGUGAUCAUGACAACCAGGACGAAAGAGUGGGGGUGAAGAUAAAAUCAGGAUCAGAGGAGGAAGAGGCUGAAGAAGAGGAGCAAAAGCUGGUGGUCAAACGAGAGCCGCUCAGCUCGCCUGAGCCAGCGGAUGAAAACAGCGACGUGACGUCUCAGGCAGAAGGAAGCGACCCGGCCGAGCCCGGGUGCCAGGAGGAAGAGGAGAAGGUGGAGCUGAGCCCGGAGAGCAGCGACCGCAGUUUUACCUCUGAACCCCAGCACAGCUCCGAGUCUCCCCUCCAGUCCAGCACGCAGCUCCUCCUAAAGAGCAGCAUGACAGGAGGUGCAGGAGUCACAGCAGGUUUCAGCUGUAAUAACAGCAAAACUGGUUUUAACAUUUCCAGCUUCCUCGGACCGAAGGAUUUUAGCAGUGGCAGGCAGGGGUUGGUUGCUGGAGAGGAUGCCCUUCCCAACACAACAACAGGAGAUGCGGUUGCACAUCAUUUCCUGCUGAGGCAGGACACAGCCGGACCAUCGGGCUCUGCCUCGUCAUCUGUUCUGCAGUGUGGAACACUCGGCGCUGAGAGCAGAAACAGCUUUGGAGAUAACCUCCAACCUGAUUCUCUGUUCCUCCGCCCGCUGCAUGAUGGUUUAGGAAACCCAAGAGCCAGUGGAGGAGGUGCUAGUGGAGGACGUGGAGGGGGGGAUCCCUUUGCUUUGGACUUCCAGCGUUCCAGUCUGGGCUUUCACUCGCUGGGCCGCCCCUCAAGGGGAGCAGGAGGAACAACUGCAAACACUCUGGGUUAUCAAAGCUACAGGCGUAUCGCUCCGAAAACGCCCCCUGGGAUGGGAGGAGAAGAAGCAGUAGGUGGGAUUCUUCAGGAUGCUGCCUCCUCUUCCUCGAGCAUACCUGGUCCUCUGCUUCUUAAUGAGAGCGGAGGGUACGGGAUGAACAGCGGCAGGCCCACCUCCCUCCCACCCCAACUCACGCGGGCGUCCGCUGAUGUCCUGUCAAAGUGCAAGAAGGCGCUCUCAGAGCACAAUGUCCUGGUGGUGGAAGGGGCACGGAAGUACGCCUGCAAGAUCUGCUGUAAAACGUUCCUCACCCUGACUGACUGCAAGAAACACAUCCGAGUCCACACGGGAGAAAAACCUUACGCGUGUCUCAAGUGUGGAAAACGUUUUAGCCAAUCCUCGCACCUUUACAAGCAUUCCAAGACCACAUGUCUGCGCUGGCAGAACAGUAACAUGUCCAGUGCCCUGCUGUAGAAGGACUUCAGUAGGUUAAAAUGAAAAGUGGCAAUUAGUGACGGGCUGAUUUUAAGUCCCAGAAAAUCUCGUGUUCUCUUCUUCUGUCAGAAUUAUUGGAUCUCAUCAUUUCGUUUCAGAUAAAUCAGUCCUGAUCUCAGACCAAAGAUGAGGAUGACUUUGUUAUCGUGCAUCUUAUUUUUGCUGUGCAAGCCCAAACUAUCAAGUUGUACUUCUCUGAAAAACAUGUAUAGCUUUGAUUUAUUGCAUUGUAUUAUGCAUUCUCUUCUGUAUCAAUAUCAAAAGACUAAUCAAGGUUUCUUUUUCCUUCAAUACCAGAACCAAAAGAACUCCUUGAAAACUAUUUAGUUUUGAAAAACAGUCACAUUUGGAUCUUGCCCUGAUUUGAUCAGUGCUGUUUGUACUGUUUUAAUCACGUGAGACUCUUACAACACGCUGCAGCCUCCUACCUAUCAUAUCCAUCCAUACUGUAAGCAGUCUGCAGGCUUCAACACAGUGGCUUGCAAAGAUGUCAUUCCCCCUGAACCUUCUCACAUUUUGUCACGUUCCAACCACAAACGGCGGUAUAUUUUAUUGGGAUUUUAUAUGCUAUACCAAGAGAAAGCAGUGCAUAUUUGUGAAACAGAAGGAAAAUAAUCUAUUGUUUUUAAGACUCUUUAAUAAUGAAAGUCUUUGUGGCGUGCAUUAAUAUUCCGCCCCCAUGAGUUCAUCAUAGAACCACUAUUUGCACCUCAAGUCUUGCAGGUUUCCUUCCAGCCAUUAGCUUCAUCCAUCUUCCCUAUUAAUUCUACGCAGGUUCCCUGUCCCUGCUGGAGGACUGAAUCCCCACAGCAUAAUGCUGCCACUACUGUGUUUCAUAGUGGCCAAAAGGUUCAAUUUCUACCUCGUGUGUUUUGCUACAUGGCUUGGGGCAAACGAAACAGGACUUCUGUUUUUUUUUUUUUUUUACAAUAGCUUUCUUUUUGCCACUCUUCCAUCGCAUUGGGAUUUAAGAAAUGCACAACUAAUAGCUGUAGUGUCAACAGAUUGUCCCAGCCGAACUGUUGAAUGCUACAGCUCCUACAGAAUUAACAUGGAUAUAGUUUUUAUGACCUUUUUGUGAACUUCUUUAAACGUUUCCACUACUUUCUCCCUGACCUGUCUGUCAUGUUCCUCUGUCUUCAUGAUGCUGAUUGUUCAUUAAUAUUCUCAAACAAAUCUCUGAGGCCUUCAGAGAACCAGCUGCCUUUAUACUGGGAUUAAAUAAUACACAGUUGGACUCUAUUUAUUAUUUAGAUGACUCCUGAAGACAAAUUGGUUGCACUGCAUUAUGUUCAAAGCAUACCAAAUAUAAAUGCUCCUCACAUUUUUAUUCACACAUUUUCAAACUAUGUACAAUAUUCCUUCCACUUCAAAGUUAUGCACUACUUGAACUAUGAUCCAUCACAUAAAAUCCCAAUAAAAUACCUUGAAGUUUACGGUUCGAAGGUUUACAUGUUGGAAUCUCCAAGGGGUGUGAAUACUUUUAGAAAGCGCUGUGACCUGGUGAUUAUGCAUGUGCUCUGUUUGUGUGUUAGAUAUUUAUGUGAACUUGAAGGGGGGGAAUAGAUAAAAUUACAUGUAAGUUUAAACAAGAGAAGAAAACAGAAUCUAGGGUCGGCCUCAGCAGGUAAUAUAAGUGCAUUUUAAUGGUUUACUUACAAAAACAGCAGCAGUUAAAGCAUUUUUAGAAGGAAUGAAGAUGAAGAUUACUUCUGUGGUGCUUUAUCUCUGGAUAGAUGUUCAUACAUAUUCAUUUAUUUGACAAGGUUUUGCAGUUCAGUUUCGAUGAUUGAUCGGUUUGAGAAAUGAAAAACUUUGCAUUUGUCUACAUCACAUCUCUGCAGUUUGUUUUUGGGCAUAUUUACUUUAGAAUGAAGUUGCAUUGAGGAAAAAAUAAAGUAAUAAUAAUCAGGACAAUAGUUAAAGGGUAAAUUAGUUAUAAUUUGAUCAUGCCUUCACAUUUUUAAAGAAAACUAAUAUAAAGUCCUGAACAUUAGUGCCAUAUUAAUCCGGAGUUUCACUGGAAACCCCUUUGUAAAUAGAUUCUUUAAGUGUCAACAUUUUCACUGUAUUUAUAUUGCCGUUUAUGAAUUGUAUAAAAGUUGCGACCAAAAUAAAACCUCGUCCCACAUGGAAAAAAAAAGGUUUCUCCUGGUCACUGAAAUGCUGUGUUUACUUCUUGAAAUGUAGGUUUGUGUUGCUGUACUGGAGUUCAUCCCAUAUUUCAAACGAUACUUUUAAAAAGCAAAACUCCCAGUUUCACUGGAACUAUUGCAGUUAUUUUCAAACAGCUGACUUUGUUUUUCUCGUACGCCAGCUGACCAGCAGAGCUCUGCAACAACCAGAGAAAACUCUUAAACCAUAGAAACGAUAUGAUGGGAAGAAAAUUACUUGGGAAAACUUUGCAACUGUUUAAAACCUCAAUAAGAGCAACUUCUUUGGACUAGACUGUUUAUUGUAUAGUUCUGUUUUAGUGAAUCAAAGAAAUAACCAAACAUGUCUGUCUUUUUAUAUUCUUGAUCACUGUAUGUAUUGUGACACUGGCGAUUCGUUUUAAACCGGUCGGCACCUUAUAUUAAAGUCGUUACACUGCCUGCCUGUACAGUAUAGCGUGUUUUAUUUGACUUGAUGAGACAUAUUGGCGCCUUGUUACAGAAGAAAACACCAGGUGUGAUGUUCCCGACAUAUCAUCCAGUGGUUACCGUGGUGCUGUUUGCUGUGAGUUUAAAAUGGCAAGUGCUGGUGAAAUGUAUCAUGUAACUCAAGUCACGUUCUAGGGAAGAAAAGGUGUUCAUGUGAGAAAUAAAGAGGUGAUAAAGUGAAGACAUCACCCACUUUACUGCUUUUACUUGUAAGGAAUCCUAUUGGUGCUUUAAAAAAAUGACUAAAUUUAACGGUUCAUAUUCUUUGAAAAGAAAGACCCUUAUGUACUUUCCCCUUAAUAUAGCAGAUUUGUAAAUUAGGCUUAAGUCACUGACUUACACUCUAGCUUUAAAAGCUCGGUUUCAUUUGUUUUCAGAAAAGUGAGAAAGUUUUGUUUACGUUUUGACUCACAAAUACCGUUACCAUGAACCAGUAAAAUCGUUGUCUCUUUGCUGUAUGAAGGUUGUAAAUUAUGUUGAUUUGUUGUACAGACUGAAUAAAACAAUGGAACCCUG